AGUUCCUUAAUUUUCUUGAACAUCCCCAAAGAAAACCCAACUUUUCAACACGUAAUCUUUCAACAAAUUUUGUUUCAUCUGGGGAAAAAGCCCGAAUCUUUCAUUUUAAUUAGUGGUAAUUGAAUCAGAUCAGAAGAAAAAAAUGGGGUGGAGAAAAUGGGGAGUAGGAGUUGUAGUAGUAGUAGGAAUUAUUACAGGAAAAGAAGUAAGCAAGAAUUAUGGGUUAGAUAAAGAUGCAUUAAUGGAGGUUUUUAAGAGAUUAUCAGAUCAAUUAGGAAUUUGGGCAAUUCCAGCUUAUGUGGGUGUUCAUACUUUAACAUUGGCUCUUUGUUUGCCUUCUGCUGUUUUCUUUGAAGCUGCUGCAUCUCUUCUUUUUGGGUUUUUUCCUGCUGUUCUUUGUGUUUUUUCUGCUAAAGUUCUUGCUGCUUCUCUCUCCUUUUGGAUUGGAAGGCUCGUCUUCAUGAGUUCAAGUUCAGCAAGGCAGUGGGUGCAGAGUAACAAGCAUUUUCACGUGCUCGCCAAAGGUGUGGAGCAAGAUGGUUGGAAAUUCGUCCUUCUUGCCCGGUUUUCUCCCGUCCCUUCUUAUGUCAUCAAUUAUGCUAUGGCUGCUACUAAGGUCAGAUUUUUUGUGGAUUUUCUUCUUCCUACCAUUAUUGGCUGCUUGCCGAUGAUUUUGCAAAAUACUUCUAUCGGAAGUCUUGCUGGUGCUGCUGUUGCUUCAGCAUCCGGCUCUCAAAAAUCAAAGCUUUCUUCAUAUAUUUUCCCACUUAUCGGGAUAAUGUCUAGUAUUCUUAUCUCAUUCAGGAUCAGAACUUACUCUAAAAGUAUUUCGUUUGAAUCUUCUGCAAUUGAUAAUCCUAGCAAUUCCGAAAACACUGUUGAGUCAUCUCAACCAUUAACCAGUACCAAGAAAGCUAAUACCGUGAAGAAAAGGCAAUAAUGUCAUUCAAAUUUUCUCGUGUUUUCGAUCUUUAUGUGAUCCCUCAUUUUGAUUUGUUUUAGAUCAUGUAGCCAACCCUAUAUGUUGGGUUUAAGGCUUAUUAAUAUUUAUAGAGUCCAUUUUCAGAAUUAUAUGUAUUUUAUUCUAUUUCAUUAUAGAAAUAAUACAGUACUUUUCAGUUCUUAAUAUCAUAGAUUGAGGGCUUCUAUGCUAAGUUGCUAACAUGGAAUUUAACAGACACCCUUGGUCUUUUCGCCUGUUACUUUUACGUCCUUAUGAAUCACAUUUUGCUUGUCUUUCUUCCAAUGAACCGAGGUUUCUGGUAUGUGCAACGAGCCACUUGUAUCACCUUCGCUUGGUUGGACUUCCACUGUGAAACUAAUCCUUGGAACAGGUUCUUUGAGUUCUACUAGUGCUUGUUGUAUGUGUGAGAGUAGUUUGUCGACCAUUUGCCUCCCGAAGUCCUCUCUGACCACAACCCGGAGGAUUGUGACGUGCUCAAUGUCAGCGGGCAUUGUGUAUGCUGGUACAAUCCAUCCAUAGUGCCGCAAGGCUUUUGAGAGGUCAAAUGCGAGACUUUUAUACUCGUCUUUGAAGGCAAAGGCCACAAGUGGUAUCCCUUGUUCUUUCGAGACGACAUCAAAUCUAUCCAUUUUCUGCAAUCCUUUUUGGAGUGUUCUUGCAUUAUUUAUGCAAUUUUUGAUGACAUUUUUGUACCCCUAUAGAAUUAAAUUACUGUUAGCGUAGCAAAAAUCUUCUUUUUAUGCGGUAAAGUGUUGUGUGAAAUUAAUGCUCAUUGUUGUUGGUCUUUGGCUGUUGGCUGUAUGAAAACUCUAAUCAUAGUAACUUUUUGGUUUUAGCUUGAUAGCCGACUUUUUAGCUGUCUUAAACGACAUUUACCAAAAACGCUUUUUUUACCUAUUUGCAACCAGAAAGCCUAAACUCAAAGUCAAGUUAAAAGUCAUUUACCAAAUACCCCCUAUAACUAUCAAACACGUCCCCUCACCCAACAAUCAAGGAGAUUUCAUGUGGUUAAAUUAGAAGACAUAAUUUCAUUUGGGUAAGUUCUUGAAUAUAUUGACUUUAUGGUUAAUGUUGGUUUUUAGCAGUUUUUGGAACCUCUAAUCUCUAAUUCUAUUUUAAGUCAAAUAAAUUGUUUUCCAGCUCUUUAGCUAUGCAAGUUGUAAUUAAUUCUGCUGAUGAAGUAAAAAUUUAGAUAUUUUUAGUAGAAAUGUUGCAGGUUUCUGCUACUUUCGGCCUUUGGAUACAGUUGAUUAUGGAAAGGCGAUUUUAGGCUGAUAGCUUGUUUUCCCCAACAAGUGUAUUUGGAAUGCAAAUCGGUGACUGAAUCGGGAGCUUUGAUCAGCUCUUCUAGACUAGAAGUAGAAAGAAGAGUCGAAGACGCAUACCUCAAAUCCCAGCCUUAGGAACUGAUAGUAUUGUGCGACAAUUUGGCUUGCUCCUGCAUGUCGGUAAGUCAUGUAAGUAGUCUAAUUCAGGGCAGACCCUCUUUUCCCCCCCUGUCCCGAAAGUCAUCGGCAUAGUGUAUGUUAUUCGCAAUACCUUUCGAGAAAUUAAGAGUAAAUGUAGGUUGAUCAGCGCCAAGGUAGUUGAUAUGGAAGACUAGCUCCUCGGGAAGAUCUUCUUUGCUCCUCCAGAGGACCCACCCAACUCCGGCAUAAACAAGACCAUACUUAUGGCCGCUUACAUUUAUACUCUUCACCAACGGUAGUCUAAAAUCCCAUUCGAGCUCUGGGUAUACAAAUGGUGCCACAAAUCCUCCGCUUGCUGCAUCUACGUGUAUUGGAGUGUUCCAUCUGGCAUUCGCAUGACAUAACUAGUGAAAAAGAGAAGGGAUUAAGGGAUUGAUUUGAAUCUAGGACAGUUCACUGAUGUUAAAAACUUACCCGGUUUUCUUGUUCUUUUUGGCAAGUAGGUUAUUCAACAGCUUGACGUCUUCAAACUCUCCGUUAAGGGAUGAUCCUAGAAUAGCAGCCACACAUAUUGUGUUCUCAUCCACCAAUUCGACCGCUUUCACGGGGUCCAUCACAUAGCAACCUUCAGUUAGCUUCACUUCUUUCAGCUCUACAUCAAAGUACCUUGCGAAUUUUUCCCAGCACACCUGUGAGGUAGAAGAUGAUGAUAUGAGAUAACAAUUCAUAUCAAGGGUCAGUCUGAAACAACCUGUGUUGCUAUUAUAAGGGUAAGAUUGCAUAUAUUCGACCCUUUAGACUCUGUCUAGAUGGAAUUCACUUAAUGACAUUGCUGUAAUGAAAUGUUUACACCUACGAAUUAGCGAAGGAGAUUUCUACAAAGUUGAUUGUGCGCUUACUGUACACCAAAAAUGUGAAGUGUUGAAAUUCGGGAAAUUGUGUACCUGGACAUUGGCGCCAGUUACAAUAUUUGGUCUAUCAUAGGGCUUCCUUUCUGCUUUUCUUUGAUUUUGCCAUUUCUUCUUGAAAGCUAAUCCGGCCAACAUUAUUGCUUCCGAUGACCCCACUGUUGCCACUCCGACUGCUUGUCCAUGUUUGCUAUUCUCUAAUGGUGCAUGAAACAAGCGCCCGAUCAUAUUUACACACCUAUUCUGCAGAUUCAGGGUCAGGGAUAUGGAGGUUAGAGAAUUUGGGAAUUUGAAAGAUUUCUAGUUAAUUACAUGCAUAACACGAGCUCAACUAGACCUGAUUACAAGUACAACGACCUAUGAAAGUGGUGACUCGUGAGCAUGGCUAGCUUUUUUCUCGCAAUUUGGUGUGCCCACGUACAACGCUUUGUGGUUUCGACAAAACUAACUUGAUUAUUAUUUACUACUCACUAUUUAAACUUUUGAUUAGUCGGGGAUUCGUUCCAAACAUUCCCAAGUAUACACAACAUGAACUCAACUAGGCCUCUACACUUUUAUGAUGCAAAUGGAGUGCUUUGGUAGAUUGAAAAUCUUAUGAUGAUUGCUAAUACGCUACGAUACUAUAGUCAUGUAGACCGUGUUGUACUCUCUUAACAAGCGCGUAAAAGUGUCAUAAACGCACGUUCGAUAAAGUAAGCGUACCUGGAGC
Molecule: messenger RNA, 3990 nt
Organism: Amaranthus tricolor (Joseph's coat)
Lineage: Eukaryota; Viridiplantae; Streptophyta; Magnoliopsida; Caryophyllales; Amaranthaceae
Exons: 2
Coding region: 143-940 (265 amino acids)
Cellular component (GO): membrane
Source: RefSeq, a predicted model, not a curated record